ACAUUUUAUUAUAGGAAUUAGUACGAAUACAAUUCGUAUGAAUACCAAUUUAAAAGUUAUUCUAAAAUGUUUUUACAGAAAAAAUAUUUCAUAGUUUGGAUUGUCGCGAUCGUUAUAUUUAGUGGUCAGUCAAAAUGUGAUGUUGAAGACCUCGAGCCAGGACAGUGCCUCUCGAAAUUCGAUUACGACUAUAAAGUUAUGCAGAAAUUAUUCUACUUAGAAAAACAGAUCGACGAGUUGAAGAAACAGAAAACAAGUACAGGUGUAACUCACGUUGCAUUUAUGGCUGAGCUUUCAAAAGACAUUGUUGAUCCGCCAGCUGAUUCUAGAGUAGUGUUUGACACGGUACAUACAAAUGUGGGAGAUGGAUACCUAGCAGGACCUGGGGUAUUUAUUGCCCCGGUAGAUGGCGCAUAUUGUUUUAAUGUGGUAGCCUCAUCAGGAAAUAAAUCGCGUUCAGCACAUGUAAGUAUAUUUCAUAUAAAAUGAAUACAUAGAGGAUAU
Ruditapes philippinarum (Manila clam) is the source of this 504-nucleotide messenger RNA. Its product is annotated as heavy metal-binding protein HIP-like. The record is from RefSeq and is a predicted model, not a curated record. The transcript is spliced from 2 exons. NCBI's taxonomy places the organism in Eukaryota, Metazoa, Mollusca, Bivalvia, Venerida, Veneridae. Bases 67 to 489 code for a protein of 140 amino acids. Gene Ontology annotation, molecular function: protein binding.